This is a messenger RNA of Staurois parvus, 372 nucleotides long. Lineage: Eukaryota; Metazoa; Chordata; Amphibia; Anura; Ranidae. The record is from the annotation of a GenBank genome assembly.
UAUAGUUUAAAAACAAAAAAAAAACUAUGAACAAAUGCGGACACAGUACAGGAGAUGACCAGAGACUGCGGACACAGUACAGGAGAUGACCAGAGACUGCGGACACAGUACAUGAGAUGACCAGAGACUGCGGACACAGUACAGGGGAUGACCAGAGACUGCGGACAGUACAGGAGAUGACCAGAGACUGCGGACAUAGUACAGGGGAUGACCAGAGACUGCGGACACAGUACAGGAGAUAUUCAGAGACUGCGGACAUAGUACAGGGGAUGACCAGAGACUGCGGACAUAGUACAGGAGAUGACCAGAGACUGUGGACAUAGUACAGGAGAUGACCAGAGACUGUGGACACAGUACAGGAGACGACCAGAG